CGGAGGUCAGUCGCACACAUUGCUUAAUAAUUUCGUUACAUAAUCCGUCGUAUUUAAUCGUAUACAUAACCUAAUUUUCUAUUGGAGUGUUCAUAACGAUGAUGAAUGAUGAUGAAAAUAACGGAAAUUAUUAAAGAUGUUCAACAUAUUUCUUAUUCAUUUGAAGUAACGCCGGACAUAACGGAAGAGGAAUUAAAUAACUUGCACUUAAAACCAUUGUUCUUUUCUAUAACAUGGCACGCUGAGACGCACCAGUGUGUAAAUUUAGAAAUUGCUCCAUUAAAACUAGCCAACUAUCUAAGAAAUAAAAGCAACAAUAUAUUAUUGCAUAUCACUUGUACUAAUAUGAGAAGAGAUUAUGUAAACAUGUUAUUGACGGCUCUUCAAGAUAAAGGCAUAUGUAAUCUGUUUAUUAUUUUAGGAGAAAAAUUUGAUCCAAGCAAGUCAGAUUUUAAAAGUAGUCAAGAGCUGAUUUUUUAUAUAAGAGAGCGUACUGGAAACUAUUUUUGUAUUGGAGUUGCUGGAUUUCCAAAUUGCGAUGACAAGAUAUCGCAUCUAAAAGCAAAAGUUGACAGUGGAGCUGAUUUUAUUUUAACACAGGCAAUUUUCGAGCAUAAAAAUUAUGAACGUUUUGUUAUUAAGUGUAGAGAAGUAGGUAUUGAUGUACCGAUUAUACCUGGAUUAUUUCCUUUUGAAACUAAAGGAGAAUUAGAAGGUUUUUCGGAGUUAUGUAAAGUACGCGUGACCAACUAUUUAAUGGAGGUGCUUGAAAAUAUUUCUGGAAUUGAAGUUGUUGCAAGAUUGAUUAACGAUUUGGUAGAACAACUUCACGUUAAGCAUUUUCAUAUAUUUACUUUAAAUAAAUUGCCAAGAACAGCGAAGCUGAUUGAUAAAAUUAAUUCGACCAUUAAAUAAAAUGUAUACAUUUUAUAAUUCUUAAAUCUGUGUCAUUGCGAAUAAUUUUAUUCUAAAAAAAUCUUCGUUUAUUCAUUUAAUUUUUAAAGACCAUAUAAUUGUACAUCCUUUAAUCAUAAAAUUAAUAUCUCUGUCGAAUUUUGAUAUAC
This is a messenger RNA of Nymphalis io (European peacock), 1064 nucleotides long. RefSeq names its product 5,10-methylenetetrahydrofolate reductase. Gene Ontology annotation, biological process: tetrahydrofolate interconversion. The coding region runs from base 106 to 915 and encodes 269 amino acids. Gene Ontology annotation, molecular function: FAD binding; methylenetetrahydrofolate reductase [NAD(P)H] activity. Lineage: Eukaryota; Metazoa; Arthropoda; Insecta; Lepidoptera; Nymphalidae. Gene Ontology annotation, cellular component: cytosol. The record is from RefSeq and is a predicted model, not a curated record. The transcript is spliced from 3 exons.